Molecule: messenger RNA, 1535 nt
Organism: Zychaea mexicana
Lineage: Eukaryota; Fungi; Mucoromycota; Mucoromycetes; Mucorales; Lichtheimiaceae
Product: ribosome biogenesis protein Nop53/GLTSCR2
Exons: 4
Coding region: 1-1143 (380 amino acids)
Biological process (GO): ribosomal large subunit assembly; rRNA processing
Cellular component (GO): nucleolus
Molecular function (GO): 5S rRNA binding
Source: RefSeq, a predicted model, not a curated record
AUGUCUGCACAAGUCGAGAAGAAGCUCCAACCCAGCCGCAAAGGCAAAAAGGCAUGGCGUAAAAACAUUGACAUGCAGCCUGUUGACGAGGCUUUGGAAUCAUUACGAGUCGAAGAACGUGUUCGUGGUGAAGGAACGAAAAUCGAUGAUUUGUUUACGAUUGAUACCACCGGUGAUUUACAAGUAAAGCGACAGUUGGCAAGAGAUAAGCCUUUGCGUGUGGACGAGAUCUUGGCCGAGCGCUCUGCAGUACCUGCCGUUAUUGCACGAGUAAAAGCAGCCAAUGUCGAGAGAAAAGAAUCAAAGCACGAUCUGCAAAAGGUGAAUCAGAUCGCCAAGCGAAAACGUGAAGGUGGCGCCACACCUGCACCCACGAAAAAGAAGCAGACAAAGCAAGCAACUUAUGAUAUGUGGGGCGAUGGCGCUGAAGAGGAGGAAGAGGAUGAUAGUACAGGUGGAUACCUUGAUGCUGUCAAGGAACGUAAAGUCAAAGCACCAUCCACGCUCAAGUCAAAGCCAGCUGCAUUGGUACACAAGCCAUCUGUUGAAGUACCCCAUGCUGGUGCAUCAUAUAACCCAACCAUGGAGGAUCAUCAAGAGUUAUUGAGAGAGGCACAUGGCAUUGAGACCAAGAAGGAAGAAGCCAUCAAGAAGUUGAACGAGCAGUUGUCGUACAGAAAGGAGUUAGACCAAUUGAAGAACGAACUUGAAGAAUCUAUUUCGGAUGAUGAUGAAGAAGAAGAGGAAGAAGAAGCACAGAAGGAUGAAGCCGGCAGCGCUAAGCGGAAGUCAGGUGGUAUGCGCAAGACAACAACACAGCGAAACAAGGAGAAGCGGAAACGAUACAAUCGUAUGCUGGAAGAACAAAAGAUUCAUGAGCGCGAUAUCCGAAAGCAGAUCGAUCAGGUCAAGGCGAUCGAGGCUGAUCUACAGGCACAUAUUGAAAAGCUGGAAGAGGUUGCUGAAAAGCGACGUCAAUUCAAGGCAGAGGAGGAAAAGAAGGGAUCGCGACGAUUGGGUCGACAUUAUAUCAAGGAGCAGUCCCUCGAAGUUCAGCUACAAGACGAACUGAGCGAAACCUUGCGCCAGUUGAAGGUAUGUAUCUCUCAAUAUACAACUGGGGUCAUCGUAAAAGUGUAUUAAACCUGCCUUCAUAGCCCGAAGGAAACAACCUGAAGGACCGAUUCACGAGCAUUCAGAAGCGUAACAUCGUCGAGGCACGAGUACCAAUUACUCCCUUCAAAAAGUACAAGCCCAAGGUUUACGAGAAGCGGUCAUACAAGCAGUUCGAUGCUCAACAAGAACGACAGAAGCAGCAACAGCAGUCAAAGAAGAAAUAGUCAAUUACAAUACAUACACUUUUACAUGUCUCUUUUUUUUUGUACUUUUACGUCUCGGUUUUCAUUUAGUUUGUUUUAUUACGUAUAUCAUCUCCUUUUCCUUUCAAAAAACGCAUCCCUGCACUCUAUAAAAAAAAGCACGCGCAUAAUAUAUUUUUUUUUGCUCUUUUCGAAAUCCAAUCCAGAUUGAUUCAG